Cercopithifilaria johnstoni is the source of this 930-nucleotide messenger RNA. The record is from the annotation of a GenBank genome assembly. NCBI's taxonomy places the organism in Eukaryota, Metazoa, Nematoda, Chromadorea, Rhabditida, Onchocercidae.
AUGCCACGUAUGCCACGCAGCGGAAAGGAGGUUCGAAAGCAACUAGUUAUUAUUGAGGAACUAAUUCAAAAUCCGACGAAUCGAUGUCUUGCAGUAAUUUACGUGAACAUAGCGAUUUUUGUAAUUGGUUACAUAAUAUUAUUUACUUACAACAUAUAUUGUUAUUUUCGUUAUCGACGAGCAUGGGCAGCUGAAGCAAAUGGCCAUGCAAUAUUUAAAUUGAAUCAUCCGAUAGCUGACUCGAAUUCACCGCAAAAUCUGCAAUAUACUGUCAGAAAGGCAGCAAUAGCAGCAGCAAAACGAGAUUUUGUCAAAUUAUCAGUAAGUCUGACAGAAACAAUAUUAGAAGAGGAAGAAAUGAUAAAAGGUGAAGCCGCGGAAGAAAGAAUGAAAUUGGUUCCGUACAAAAUAUGUUUCCAUAUAUCUAAUAGGACCGAAUUUCACAGUACUGACUUGAUUAUUAGCCUCACUUCGGAAGCUAAUAAUACUGUCAAUACUGUGAAAUUCGGUUCUAUAAGAUAUAUGGAAAGGGUUAAUCCGGAAAUAUCAGCAAAACGGGAAUUAUUAAUGAUUGAUGAUGCAACAUCGUUGGAAAAGAUCAGUAAGUUAGAAGAGAGAAUUAGUUCGGAGAUAUCAGCAAAACGGGAAUUAUCAGUGAUUAAUGGUGCAACAUCGUUGGAAAAGAUCAGUGAGUUGGAAGAGAGCUUUAGUGUACCGGAUUUAUUCGACGAAAGCGAUGAAACAUCAACUUCAUCCUUGAUGAGGACCAAAGAGAGAAAUUCACCUUCACGAUUCCUUAGCAGUAAUAAAGAAGCUGAAAACUUUUUGAGAUCCGAUGAACAUUACGAUUGUAACAAUAGUCAGUUUGGAAAUUCCAGUAAAUUACAUUCAGCAGGAUGUCGUGGCGGAAUGUUGCAACCAGAAAUUUAG